AUGGCAAAAGCUGAGUCUGACUUGCAGUCAAUGCUCGCUAAGGGUAUGGACCCGCGCGAUCUACCCUGGUAUGAGGCAGACCUUGCAGAAGUCCCUGAGCCUGCAAAGACUAUAUUGGAAAAUUAUAGCCAUAUCUCACCGGACCAAGUCUUGCAGCAUGUCAUGGAUAUGGUGAGCCAUGCUAUAGUCUUCGAUGGUGUUCCUUCGGAAAAUCUUUACGCUUCAGAUCUCCGUGAAGAUUUUUUCGACAUUGGAUAUGGUCUAUUUGCAGACCGAGAGACCCUCAAGGCUGAAUUUAUUACGGCCGAUAUAUUCGACGACGAGUCCGACUUGGUGAAGAAACUCACUAGUAAGAUAGAUAUCGUCAACGCAGCCUCCUUUUUCCACCUCUUCAACUGGGAUAAGCAAGUCAUCAUCGCCAAAAGGUUAGUUAGCUUGCUGAAUGCUCAACCGGGGUCUCUUGUUAUCGGGCGACAAGUUGGGUGUAUUGAUCCGGUUGAUCCCGAUGACAAGGAAAACACGCCUCCACAUUAUCGUCAUGAUCCAGCUUCGUGGAAGAGACUUUGGGAGCAGGUAAUGAAGGAGUCUAAUACGAACUGGGAGGUUGAGUCUUGGAUGGAGGGCUGGGAGGGCGCCGAUAAAGUGAUGAAAGGCUAUCAUGAGGGUGUGCAGACUUUCAAGUUGAGGUUUGUGGUGAGAAGGGUGUAG
Messenger RNA from Penicillium taxi, 708 nucleotides. RefSeq lists its product as uncharacterized. The record is from RefSeq and is a predicted model, not a curated record. Bases 1 to 708 code for a protein of 235 amino acids. The transcript is spliced from 2 exons. Lineage: Eukaryota; Fungi; Ascomycota; Eurotiomycetes; Eurotiales; Aspergillaceae.